This is a messenger RNA of Thunnus maccoyii (southern bluefin tuna), 692 nucleotides long. RefSeq names its product NDUFA4 mitochondrial complex associated b (gene coxfa4b). The record is from RefSeq and is a predicted model, not a curated record. Bases 160 to 408 code for a protein of 82 amino acids. NCBI's taxonomy places the organism in Eukaryota, Metazoa, Chordata, Actinopteri, Scombriformes, Scombridae. The transcript is spliced from 4 exons.
GUCGGAUUGGCUAACAGCAGAGGAGGAGGGGAGUGCCAUUGCACUGCAUCAGGCCUGCAGGAAACGGUAACAGAUCCCUCGCAGCCCCCAAGAGAAGCGCGCCUUUCGCCCCGCAUACAUUCGCUUUACCGGACCCUGUCAGUGGGAGGAUUAUCCACCAUGUUGGGGGUCGUCGCCAAACAACUAAAGAGCCACCCUGCUCUGAUCCCUCUCUUCAUCUUCAUCGGUGGCGGGGCAACCAUGAGCAUGAUGUACCUGGGUCGGUUGGCCUUGAAAAACCCCGAUGUCUCAUGGGAUCGCAAGAACAACCCUGAGCCCUGGAACCACUUGGGGCCCAAUGAUCAGUACAAAAUGUUCACAAUUAACAUGGACUACUCCAAGCUGAAGAAGGAUAGGCCCGAUUUCUAAGUCACGGUGUCUUUGCACCUCGGCCUCUGAUUGUCGUCAGCCUGAGGAGCCUUUGCACUUUUUUGCUAAAUAUAAAUAAACCUCUGGCACUGAAUGAAGUUUGAAUCACGCUGUGUGCUUAACUCAUUCUGUCAGUUCCUUUCCAGUGUGAAGGGGGGCGGGAUCAUGCAUUUAUCAAUGACUGUCUCAAUAAAACAGACAACCACCUGUUUUACUAAUUGAUGAAUUUAUUUUUGACUUUGCUGUGUUGUAAAUUAUUAAAACUGUUUCAAUCACCCCUCUCA